UACUAAUGGCGCAUCCUGCUUAAGUGCGCCAUCAGUAGUUGUAACUACUAAUGGCGCACCAGGUAGUGGGUGCGCCAUUAGUAUCCAAGAUGUUCUACUCGCACCAGCUCCUCGCGCGGAAGGCGCCGCUCGGCCAGAUAUGGAUGGCCGCCACGCUCCACGCCAAGAUCAACCGCAAGCGCCUCGACAAGCUCGACAUCAUCAAAAUCUGCGAGGAGAUCCUGAACCCGUCGGUGCCCAUGGCACUCAGGCUCUCCGGGAUCCUCAUGGGCGGCGUGGUGAUCGUGUACAAGAGGAAGGUGAAGCUUCUCUACGAUUAUGUGUCCCGUCUUCUGAUUGAGAUCAACGAGGCAUGGAAGAUCAGGCCGGCCGUGGACCACACCGUCCUCCCCAAGGGCAAGGCUCAAGCCAAGUAUGAAGCAGUAACACUGCCAGAGAACGCGGUGGAUAUGGAGGUGGAGCAGCCCGUGUUUUUCACAGAUACUGAUACUACUAGGUUCCGCGGAAUGGUAAUCGUUGUCAUCUGUGUAUUCUGGAAGUUGAAACUGUGUUAGUCUAUUGUAUUCGGAGACUAAUAUGAUGAAUUGUAUUCAAAGACUAAUCUUCUAUUGUAUUCGAUGAAUCUGUUGUUGA
Messenger RNA from Triticum aestivum (bread wheat), 633 nucleotides. RefSeq names its product sister chromatid cohesion 1 protein 1. The record is from RefSeq and is a predicted model, not a curated record. Gene Ontology annotation, molecular function: chromatin binding; protein binding. Bases 51 to 554 code for a protein of 167 amino acids. The transcript has 7 exons. Gene Ontology annotation, biological process: meiotic sister chromatid cohesion, centromeric. Lineage: Eukaryota; Viridiplantae; Streptophyta; Magnoliopsida; Poales; Poaceae. Gene Ontology annotation, cellular component: cohesin complex.